GACCAUGACAACGGAUCCGUGAAAACGAGCCAAAGAAGCCAUGCCGUCCCAACGACGAACGGCAAUCCCUGAUUGAACUCAAAUCGAUUAUCUUCAAUACCCUCUACAGCUAGACGAUACAGAAAGGAAAAACGAACGCCCAGAAACAGAGUAUGACACGUCGAUUUAAUGGAACAUUCCUGGUCUGGGGGAUUCUUCUCGUGGGAUGGUCCCAAGGGUAUACUUGGUCGAUGGAUACCAACGCUGCCUUUGGUUCCAGACGAUGCGUGACAAUAAAACCUACCGAUCGAUAUCACUCAUGUCGGCCGAGCAGACAUCCCUCGUAUCGGCAACGAGUCGUGACGCCGUCACUCGAUCGAUCCAAUACGGCUCGAAAGGUUGUUUCCGAUUCUACCCGACAAACAGACCUCCCCCCAUCAUACCAAAUGAUCAGACGAGUAUCAAUGCUUCCGAAUCUCGAGUGCUAAAGCUAUCGGUCUGGUCUGGAACAAUACAACCCGCGUUGCUGGCCCUCUUGGGGUCCUUUCUAGCGGCGCUACUACUCCUCGCUUGGGAAGAUGUCACCUGUUCCUUGGUACUACCCUCCCGUUCCCGAACCUCACUUCCCGUCAACAACGUUUGGGCCGCAUCAACCAUUCGUGGCAUGGGUUUUGGUGCCUCCGAACGAGCCCAGAUUCAACAACAGCUACAAGACGAAGCUUUCUCUUCGACCGGGACCGACUCGGACAUCGAUUCGUUGCUGGAAACGUCCUUGCUUUCGUACAACGAAGUCAUGGAAACCCACCGCACCGAACGUGUCGCUCGCUGGAAAUCACACCCUAGCAAUGACAACGUCGACGCAAUUCCGUCCUCGAUUCACGUUCUCGUCGCAUGCUGGCAGCAAAUUGCGACUCUCCGUGCUUUGGCCAACGACUACCAGUGGGAUACGAUUCGGUCCCAACUCCGGUCCGCACCCUGGACUGACCUGGAACCGGCCGCCUCGAGUUUGCGCCAAUACCAGUACCGCACCGCGCGUGUGGUCGUUACCAAGGAUGACGACGUCAUUGGCUUCGACUGGGGCUCCUGUGCCUGGCGACACUGCGGCGCCCUCGCCGAUGUCGUGGAAGCGUCCGACGAACUCGACACCCUGCUCGGUGUAUUGGAACCACUCGAGGCUAACUUUUGUUUGGACGUCAUGGAGCGGAGUUUGCGCGAUAUGCUGACCGUUUUGCCCUGGACACUGGCGCGACCGGACGACGCCGCCAUUUACGCACGGUUGCCCACCUAUCAACCGCACCGUGUAUUCGAUCCAGAAGACGAAUUGGAAGAAGGGGAAGUUGACCCACGACUAGACGAUGCAUACUUGCAAGCCUUGCAAGAUCUGCGUAUUGACUAA
Messenger RNA from Phaeodactylum tricornutum CCAP 1055/1, 1375 nucleotides. RefSeq lists its product with no specific name. The record is from RefSeq and is a predicted model, not a curated record. The transcript has a single exon. Lineage: Eukaryota; Bacillariophyta; Bacillariophyceae; Surirellales; Neidiaceae. Bases 206 to 1375 code for a protein of 389 amino acids.